Paramecium octaurelia is the source of this 742-nucleotide messenger RNA. Lineage: Eukaryota; Ciliophora; Oligohymenophorea; Peniculida; Parameciidae. The record is from the annotation of a GenBank genome assembly.
AUUAUUUUGUUAUUUUCCCACAUGAAUUAGAAGGACAUAUUGCCAUCAUCAGACGUUAGAAAGAGGUAACAAUCAUGCACCGUCGAUAAGUUAUCCGAAAAUGACGUAACACUAUGGUUUUAAAGUUUAGCUCAAAGAUUUUCACCUGGAUCAUGUUAAUUUCAAUAAACAGAGAGUGUCAUUGGCUGUGAUUUGCUCAAAGAAUUAAUAAGACGAAUCCUUAGUUAAAUAUUAAAAGGCCAUUUUAGAAAAUAUUGACGAACUUAAAGACGAAGGUAAUAAAAAGUAAUUUAGAUUCUCUAGCCCCCGAAGUUGAGUUCUAUUUGAUGGAAGUACACUUCCCAAGCAAACCUGAUAGGUCAAUUGCUUUGGAUUUACAAUUCGGAAUGAAGGAAAAUGAAAAAGCCCCCUUCAAAAUAAAGGAAGGGGAGGAGUAUUUCAUUCGAUUGCAUUUCAAAGUAAAAAAUGAUUGUGUUGUUGGAUUAAAACUGUACAACACCACAAAAAGACAUGGAAUUAAAGGUACGCAUUUCUAAUUAUUUUAUUAGUGGAUUCAUAUGAGGAAAUUGUCGGAUCUUUUGCUCCAAAAAAGCAUAUUCAAAUUUAUGAUAUGGAACAUUAAAUCGCUCCUUCAGGGUUUUUAGCGAGAGGGAAUUAUAAAGGGAAACUAUUAUUUGCAGAUGGAGAUGGAAUCGUCCAUAUGUAGUUUGAUUAUUAUUUUGAAAUAUCUAAAGAUUGGUGA